GACGAAAUGAGAUUAAAAGUAAAACCUGUGUCUAAACCUGUGCGAUUGUUCACCGAUGAAGAGUUGAGACGAUACGAUGGGAGUGAGGACGGAGAGCCCAUUUACAUGGCCGUGAAGGGAGUCGUGUUUGACGUUACAUCUGGCAAAAGUUAGUUGUAGACAUGGUGCAGCUCCUACAUCAACCCUAUCCUAAUGCAUUUAACAGUACUACACUGAAGUACAGAAGUGUGCAGCCUCCUCAUGUAGCCAAUGACCUCUUAUUCAUCUGAACACCUGCAUUUUCAGACUCACUUUACUGCCUUCUGGGAAAAAAAGUACUGAAGCAUUCGGGCCAGAUUUUAACAGUUUCUUUCCCUAAGCCAUUCGUCACUUCACUACCAAGUAACUGGACUGAAACACAGAUAAACAGACUCAUUAACUGUAAACUUUUGUUUGCACAAAACUUUGCACAAAUUGCUGCUACAACAAUUCAAUUAUCGUAUUUAUUUAUUAUUAUAUGGACAUCAUUUGCACUAACACAAAUCUGCACUGCAGCUUGGUCCUGGGAGAAUGUGUUUCGUAUCACUGGGUACUGUAUAUGGUUGGACUGACGGCACAAGCGGACUGGACUCGACACAAUAAACACGACUUUUAUGGCAAGAGCGCUUCUUACAAUGCUCUCGUGGGCAAGGACUCAACCCGGGCUGUAGCUAAAAUGUCGCUUAAUCCUGAAGAUCUGACCCAUGAUACAACGGGCCUUACGAAGGAGGAGCUGGAAUCCCUCGAUCGCAUAUUCAGCGAAACAUACAAAUCGAAGUACCCCAUAGUAGGUUACACACACAGGCGCAUUCUCAAUGAAGAUGGCAGCCCAAAUGAAGAUUUCAAACCAGAGGAUCAGCCUCAUUUCAACAUCCGAAACGAGCUUUGAUACUAAGAUAAAUGGAACAUUUAGGCUGAUUCAAUAGUAUUUGUUAAAGACGUUGUAUUGAUUAAUACUGGGACAAGAUUACUAUCUUGUGAUCUUACUAUUAGAUGUGCCUCUAACAAGAUUAAUUUUCUACUGAUUUUGCUGUUUUUGCUUCUCAUUUGUAUAUCUUGAACACUAUCUUCUUAAUUUGUUCAGACGAGUUUGUUUUCUGACUUUUGUCAUUUCAGACUACAAAGAUGUUGCUUUUAAUACAUGUCCAAUUCAAAUUUAUGCAUCUGAUAAAUUGUUUUUUUUUUUUACUCUAGAAUCCCUUUUCAGGUGAUAUGCAAUCUUUUUUUUGUUCAUGUUUUGUGAUCAUCUUAAAUAAUUCAUGGACUGUACAUACAAUUCACGGAACACAAUGAAAAGCUCAAAAAGACAUUAAUAUCUUGCUUGUAUAUUCAACUUUAUGUAUAUACAAAAUGGACUUAAUUUUUUGCUGACCUUUUGGUGUUAUCCAAAAUUUAGAGUGAUAUAAUAUUAUUUCUCUGCUCGCACCAGUGACCUGUAUGGUUGCGGGGAGGUGGGCUAAACCUGACAUAGUCUGGCGGUCUGUCUUUCUGCCCACAUGCGAGUAAACGAAUGAUGCAUAUACUAUGUAGGUUUUUCCCUGGUGGGUGCUUUGAAUGUCAUAGAAAACAGUUCACCCACCUGUAUGAAUAAAAAAAAAACAUUUUUUAAAAUAAUGUUUACAUAUAAUAUAAUUGGGUAGAACUAUAUUCUCCUCAUAGGUAUCAUUUUGCUUUAACCAGUGGUGUAUGACUGGGAAAGUUUGAUGACUCACUGCUAAAUUUGGCAUUCUGAAAUUGUAAAUAACACGGAGUUUAUUGGGCAAAUCUUAACUGCUUUUAUGUCUGGAUUUUGGGUACUUUACAGUUAAAUAUAUCAUAGUCGGUGUGAAUGAUUUCUGAACUGGUGAUGUUUUUUACACUAAUAAAUCACAUUGUACUCCAA
Silurus meridionalis is the source of this 1900-nucleotide messenger RNA. RefSeq names its product neudesin neurotrophic factor (gene nenf). The transcript has 5 exons. Bases 497 to 907 code for a protein of 136 amino acids. The record is from RefSeq and is a predicted model, not a curated record. Lineage: Eukaryota; Metazoa; Chordata; Actinopteri; Siluriformes; Siluridae. Gene Ontology annotation, cellular component: endomembrane system; membrane.